Messenger RNA from Boleophthalmus pectinirostris (great blue-spotted mudskipper), 3859 nucleotides. RefSeq lists its product as uncharacterized. The transcript has 20 exons. The record is from RefSeq and is a predicted model, not a curated record. Bases 1 to 3180 code for a protein of 1059 amino acids. Lineage: Eukaryota; Metazoa; Chordata; Actinopteri; Gobiiformes; Gobiidae.
AUGCUGGAGGGAGAUGAAGUCACGGCUGCUGAAGAUGGUGAUCAGGCAAAUACAGAUGAAGAUUAUGUACCAUUUAGUAAGGUGCUUAGCCGCCACGAGAAAAGGACCUUACGAAUGAUCCAGACGGUUAUCACUGCAAGUAGGAAGGAAGAACAGUUGCAGGAAGCUAGAGAAAACAGUAUUGUUAUACGUCGCUUAACAGAGAGCAUUGCAAAUACUUCGGAUGCAAGAGCCAAAGAGGACACUGUUAUUGUCAACAGUCUGGCAAAAAACUUGCUAGGCCUAAAGGAUGUGCAUGUGGUCACGUUGACCAGUAUAACCCAUCCCGUCCAUUUUACGGCUGUGUCUCUGAGAAUCUGUGCAACAACAUCCACCCUGUCACGACGAUAUUUUGGCUUCAGUACCUCAGUGUCCUGCUGCAACACUUCCCACUGCAACGUCCCAGAUCUGGGGUUACAGUGUUUGACGUGCACAGACUCGUCAUGUUCUUCUCAGCGCUCGGUGACCUGCUCCAAACUCGCCCCCUUCUGUUACACUGAUGCCUACGCAGGUUCUUACGAUUAUGGAAGCUACAACUACAGCUACAGUGGAAUCAGAAAAGGCUGUGCUUCAUCCUCGGUCUGUACAGCUGCAGGGUCUGAGUUCAUUUCUUAUGACUAUGGCUCCAGGUCUUACCUCAAAAACAAAACAUGCUGCGACACAGACGACUGCAACGCUCCAAACCCGACCUCGCCCCCUGUUGGCUCUCUGCAGUGUUACAGCUGUGAUCCAGACUCUUAUGAAUGCACUGCCAAUGUGAGCUGUAACACCCAGGAGGUGUGUGGACAGGCUGUGGUUGACCAGUAUAACCCAUCCCGUCCAUUUUACGGCUGUGUCUCUGAGAAUCUGUGCAACAACACCAACCUGUCACGACAAUAUUUUGGCUUCAGUACCUCAGUGUCCUGCUGUAACACUUCCCACUGCAACGUCCCAGAUCUGGGGUUACAGUGUUCGACGUGCACAGACUCGUCAUGUUCUUCUCAGCGCUCGGUGACCUGCUCCAAACUCGCCCCCUUCUGUUACACUGAUGCCUACGCAGGUUCUUACAAUUAUGGAAGCUCCAGUUACAUCACGAUCAGAAAAGGUUGUGCUUCAUCCUCGGUCUGUACAGCUGCAGGGUCUCAGGUUUAUUCUUAUGACUAUGGCUACAGUUCUUACAUCAGAAACAAAACUUGCUGCGACACAGACGACUGCAACGCUCCAAACCCGACCUUUCACAGACUUCAGUGCAUGAGCGGCUCCGGCUCUAGUCAGCGUUUAGUCAACUGCUCCUAUCAAACUACUGCGUGUUACUCCAGAUCCUACACAGGCUCCUACGAUUAUGGAGACAACAGUUACACCUACAACUACACCUAUAAAGGCUGUGCUUCUGCUUCAGACUGUACAGCUGCAGGGUCUGAGUUUGUUUCAUAUAAUUAUGGCCCCAACACUUAUGCUGUAAACACCACGUGCUGCGACACAGACAACUGCAACGAAAAUCAUUCCAUUGUGGCGCCCCCUGUUGGCUCUCUGCAGUGUUACAGCUGUGAUCCUUACUCUUAUGAAUGCACUGCCAAUGUGACCUGUAACACCCAGGAGGUGUGUGGACAGGCUGUGGUUGACCAGUAUAACCCAUCCCGUCCAUUUUACGGCUGUGUCUCUGAGAAUCUGUGCAACAACAUCACCCUGUCACAACGAUAUUUUGGCUUCAGUACCUCAGUGUCCUGCUGCAACACUUCCCACUGCAACGUCCCAGAUCUGGGGUUACAGUGUUUGUCGUGCACAGACUCGUCAUGUUCUUCUCAGCGCUCGGUGACCUGCUCCAAACUCGCCCCCUUCUGUUACACUGAUGCCUACGCAGGUUCUUACAGUUAUGGAAACUACAACUACAGUGGAAUCAGAAAAGGCUGUGCUUCAUCCUCGGUCUGUACAGCUGCAGGGUCUGAGUUUGUUUCUUAUGACUAUGGCUCCAGUUCUUACCUCAAAAACAAAACAUGCUGCGACACAGACGACUGCAACGCUCCAAACCCGACCUCGCCCCCUGUUGGUUCUCUGCAGUGUUACGGAUGUGAUCCUUACUCUUAUGAAUGUACUGCCAAUGUGAGCUGUAACACCCAGGAGGUGUGUGGACAGGCUGUGGAUGACCGGUAUAACCCAUCCCGUCCAUUUUACGGCUGUGUCUCUGAGAAUCUGUGCAACAACAUCACCCUGUCACAACGAUAUUUUGGCUUCAGUACCUCAGUGUCCUGCUGCAACACUUCCCACUGCAACGUCCCAGAUCUGGGGAUACAGUGUUUGACGUGCACAGACUCGUCAUGUUCUUCUCAGCGCUCGGUGACCUGCUCCAAACUUGCCCCCGCCCCCUUCUGUUACACUGAUGCCUACGCAGCUUCUUACGAUUAUGGAAGCUACAACUACAGCUACAGUCAGAUCAGAAAAGGCUGUGCUUCAUCCUCGGUCUGUACAGCUGCAGGGUCUGAGUUUGUUUCUUAUGACACUGGCUCCAGGUCUUACCUCAGAAACUACACAUGCUGCGACACAGACGACUGCAACGCUCCAAACCCGACCUCGCCCCCUGCUGGCUCGCUGCAGUGUUACGGCUGUGACCCAAAUACAAAUGAAUGCAAAGCAACUGUGACCUGCAGUGUCCUGGAGACCUGCUCCAACACUUCUGUUGGGAGCUACAGUGUUUAUGGAUGUGUCUCUGAGAAUCUGUGCAACAACCUCACCUUCUCCCAAAGAUACUUGUACACCAACAACCAACCACUGUCCUGCUGCAACACCAGCUACUGCAACGCUCCAUGGACCACCACAGAGGCCCCGCCCACAACCACAUACACGACGCCCACCACCACAGAGGCCCCGCCCACAACCACAUAUACAACGCCAACCACCACAGAGGCCCCACCCACAACCAAACGUGGCGCCAACCCAAACAAAGGCCGCGGCCUUAACCACACACACAACGAAAACCCAAACAAAGGACGCGGCCUUAACCACACACACAACGAAAACCCAAACAAAGGACGCGGCCUUGACCACACACACGACGAAAACCCAAACAAAGGACGCGGCCUUGACCACACACACGACGAAAACCCAAACAAAGGCCUUGUCCAUGACCAAACACAACGCCAACCACAACAGAGGCCGCGGCCUUAACCACACACAUGACACGAGUCGCCACAGAGGCCCCGCCCACCUCAGAGCCGGAGGAGGACAAGGAUGAGUCGUGUUCUCAGGAGCAGUGCAGGUUCUGCCUCCAGCUCUGCUCUUGUCUCUGCUGCUGCUCUGUGUUCACAUGUGUCACUUAAAUGUAUAAGGUACUAAACACUGCUGUUUUAAAGCUGCAGUAUGGGACUUUUUUUUCUGUAGUAAACCUACAUAGAUCAUUAUUUUACAAAUUAUUAAUUGUUCAACUGUACGUAAGAACAAAGGUGUGGGUGGGGAAAGGGGAAACUGAAAUUUUCUGAGCUCUCAAGUGUGAAAUGAUUAAAUUAGAAACAACUCUGAAUGAGAUCAUGAGAAAACACUGUUAGAACAGAGUUCAUGUGUUGAUUUAGCAGAAUGUGUUUCUUUAAUAACAAUAAUGUUUUUCUCUGUAGAUUUUUAGUUUGGGGUGUGGAGUGGAGCCAGGUGGUUAAAUCUUUAAUUAUGUGUGUUACAACUUUGAGAUUUUUGCUUUUAAAAUGUAAAGCUGGUGACAAAUAAAAUAUAUUCCUAUUUUUUGUCUUGGGAUUUGUGUGUUAAACGUGUUACAUUGUGGACACCCAGAAGAGCAAUGUCAAUAAGAAUAUGGUUUUAAUGUUUUGUCUGGAAAAUAAAGAUCAAAUCAGCUCCA